UAUAGAGGCGCUGUGCAGGAACGAUUGGAAGAGAAGCUGUGCCUGGAUCCGCUAAGUGAAUCAUGGGACAUUCAAACGUCUGGAACUCCCAUCCGAAAAACUACGGUCCCGGUUCUCGGACUUGCCGAGUCUGUGGGAACCCCCAUGGGUUGAUCAGGAAAUAUGGCCUGAUGUGCUGCAGGCAGUGCUUCCGUAGCAAUGCAAAGGAAAUUGGGUUCAUCAAGUAUCGCUGAAGUUUGAUCGCAUCAGAGGGGGGUAAUUUAGGUACAAUC
Messenger RNA from Neltuma alba, 272 nucleotides. Its product is annotated as 40S ribosomal protein S29. The transcript is spliced from 3 exons. Gene Ontology annotation, biological process: cytoplasmic translation. The record is from RefSeq and is a predicted model, not a curated record. Lineage: Eukaryota; Viridiplantae; Streptophyta; Magnoliopsida; Fabales; Fabaceae. The coding region runs from base 63 to 233 and encodes 56 amino acids. Gene Ontology annotation, molecular function: structural constituent of ribosome; zinc ion binding. Gene Ontology annotation, cellular component: ribosome; cytosolic small ribosomal subunit.